AUAAUCUCAAAUAUACAAAAACAACUUUUACAGUGAUAUGAUAUCUAUGUCAAUUUGCAUUGAUAAUUAAUGUUUUAAGUUACCAUUAAACAUUUAAAAAGUUAGUAAAAUCUAUAUGCCCAUUUAACUACCUUUUUAAUUUUAAUUUUAAAUCAGCCAUCAAUGGAUCGGAUCUACCUUAAACCGUACAAAAUGUAUUUUACAAAAUACUCUGGAGUGGUUGAAUGAAUGGGAACAGCGUGUUAUUGAUAACAAAAUAAAGCCAAAACACUUUCUUACCAAUAAUACUGCAGAAGGGCUAAGGGUAACUUUGACUUCCACUUUAGAAAUUUGCACUUACUUAAAAGAAAAAUAUGGUAUACAAUACAUUCUUACUGGAAAAAUUAAUCAAGAUGAUGUGGAACGUUUUUUUGGUACAAUUCGCCAAGCAGGAGGUGCAAAUGACCAUCCAGCUACUCCAACCUUUUUACAAUUAUACAAAAUGUUGUCCGUUUACAGUGUAUUGAAACCUCCCAAAUCAGGAAACUGCACCAUAGAAAAUAAUAAACCUUCUCAAAAUUUAAUCUCUCUUGAUAGUAUCAAAACAAUUUAUUAUAAUCCGGAAAAAAACAAACCAUUAUUACAUUCGAUCCGUGAAAAAUUGGACUUUGCAAUUCAACAUGAUGACUGGAGCUUAGAUGAUAUAAUAAAACCCAGUGAUCAUAAUUAUUUUGUAGCUCCUGUAAUCGAUUGUGUAAUAUAUUAUGUCACAGGGUAUUUGUGUAAACAAAUUUUACGCUAUUUUAAAUGUGUGACAUGUCAAUCUGCAAUCAAACAAAAUAUUAAUUUGUGUUCAUAUGAACCGGUUGCACGGCUAGUUAACUUAAAGUCCAAAGGAGGCUUAAUACACCCAAAUAUUAAUUUUUUUAAUUUUAUAUGCAAAAUUGAACAGUUGUUUUCCAAGUAUAGUGAAAUGGCAGACGUUUUAGAGCUAAUACUCACCGAACUGUUAGAAGACACUCUUUAUUUUCCUUGUUUUCAACACAGUGAAGAAAUAAUAGCUUUUACUAUCAAAUAUUAUAUAAAUAUGAGAAUGCGACAGUUUUCGCAAAGCUAUAAUUCCGAAGCACAAAAAGAAAAUAUGAACAAAAAGAAGAUAGCAAAAUUCACAUUAACAUAAAAAUUGUUAAA
Molecule: messenger RNA, 1170 nt
Organism: Acyrthosiphon pisum (pea aphid)
Lineage: Eukaryota; Metazoa; Arthropoda; Insecta; Hemiptera; Aphididae
Exons: 3
Coding region: 482-1159 (225 amino acids)
Source: RefSeq, a predicted model, not a curated record